Messenger RNA from Ostreobium quekettii, 1581 nucleotides. Lineage: Eukaryota; Viridiplantae; Chlorophyta; Ulvophyceae; Bryopsidales; Ostreobiaceae. The record is from the annotation of a GenBank genome assembly.
AUGUCGGCGGGAAACCCCGAGACCCUCCCCCAGGAGAGAGUCCCGCUCCUGGGGGGGUCAAAUGACGGCCAUUCGGAAAGUCACACGCAUGACGGCCAACCGCGAAGCGUGCAUGUGGGCGAGGUCCCGGAGUCGGGGCGCGUGCCGGAGCGCGAUGGAGGGUGUCGGACCUUGACGGUGUCGGAGGCGGUCGACGACAUUGGCAUGGGCAGGUUUCAGACUUCGCUGCUGUGGGCCAUGGGUCUGUCGUACGCGGCGGAGGGGGCCAAGAUGGGUGCUGCGGCACUGGUGGCGCCCUUGGUGACCUGCGAGUGGGGUCUGUCAACUGGCAGGGAGAGCCUGUUGACGCUGCUCUAUUUCCUCGGCGCCCUUCUGGGCUCCUACGCCUUCGGCGUCAUCUCCGACUCCAUCGGCCGCAGGAACACCUAUUGGUACGUGGCGCUGGUCGCCGUCGUGGGGAGCCUGGGCGCAGCCGCCGCUCCCUCAGUGGAGUGGCUGUCGCCGUGCUUCUUCCUGAUGGGCCUCGUCAGCACUGGCGCGACUGUGGGGUUUGUGUACGUACUGGAGUACCUGCCCAGCGCCCGCAGGGGCCGGUGGGGCGUGAUGCUCACACUGCCCUGGGCGUUGGGAACCUUGGCGGGCGCUGUCGUUGCGUGGGCGGCCAUACCCUGGCUCAGCUGGAGGGGCCACCUGGCGCUGUUGAAUGCCCCCUACGUUGGCGUCUUCGCGCUUCUCCCCCUCUUCCCCGAGUCUGCCCACUAUCUUGCCAUGAAGGGCGGACCUGAAAAGGCCAUGGAGGCUCUGAGGCGCGUGGGCAAGAUGAACGGGGUGCACCUGGGGGCGGGAGUCCGGCUGGAGAGCCUGGACGACAAAGUCACGAAUGACAAAUCUUUGCUCGACAUGGUGCGCGAAAGCUUGCGAGACCUUGGCAGUCUGGUCUCGAGGCCCCUGCGAGGGACGACCGCCGUGAUGCUGGCCCUGUGCGUGUCAGCGGUAUUUGCCUACAACUGCGUGCUGAUCCUCACCGCGCAAGUCUACACGGAGGAGGUUGGGUCCUGCGUGGGGGCCAGCUUUGCGCUGUCGGAGAAGGCCUACAGGAAGAUGCUCAUCGUGUCAGCGGCAGAUGCAAUCGGCAGCAUCUCCGUCAUCGCUAUGAUAGACUGGGCUGGGCGCAGGAGGUCGCUGGUGGCUGAAUUCUGCGCUGCCGUUGUGGCGCUUGCACCUCUGCUCAUCGACCCCGCAAUUGACACCACAAUUUCGCUUGUGGUUUUCCGGGCUGUAGCCUACGCUGCCUACUGUGUACUCAUGGUCUACAUCCCUGAGCUCUACCCGACGGACGUCCGAUCGUUAGCGCUGGGCGUAGGAAUUCUGGUGGGAAGCCUGGGCAGCCUCUUCGCACCUUUCGCAGCGCAGGAACUAUUUGUGUCCCGCGGUCUGCGCCCCCCCUUGGCCAUCAUGUGCGCUCUGUCCGUCAUGGGCGCCGUCGCGGCCUGCAGCAGCUCAAGGGAGACAGCGGGAGAGGGCCUUCAAGACGCCCUGGAGGCGCAACCGAAGGGGAACAGACAUCCCCAGGGGCCAUGA